UGCUGAUUUUCCUAGCUCCACCGCUGUUCCGCCACUUCCGCCACUGCAGUUAGGAUUCCCGUUUUUCUUCCCGUCGUCAUUCUUUCCCUUGUCAUCCGCCUUGCUAUUUCAACACCACUUUCCUUGGAACGAGAUGGGCGGUCCUCACACCGUCCUAGCAUCGCCGCAUCCUCGUUAGGCAUAGGAAUAGGACGGUAGGGCAGUGGCGAACCACCCUAACAGGAACCGGGGGUUAUAGUGUGAGGACCCAGCUGGUGCUCUCCAAAUGAAAUUCAGAUCGCCAGUAGUAUGGUCACAAGCAGUGUCUAACCGCCGACUUCGUCGCUCGUUUCCAUCACUUCAAGUGGACUUUAUGGACGCGCGGUAGCAUCGUAAGUUCAUCUUCCUCAUCUGAGAGGAACUUCCAGCAAAAAAAAAUCGAUUAUUCUUCCCCUGGGACUGCCGAUAGAUCGCCGAUUCGUGUAGAAACGUCGGUUAUAUGGCUCAGGAAUCCAGACUCUCCGACGAUGGUGCGGUGAUGGAGGGAGCGGAAGGCGCUGCUGAUGCUGCGUCGGUAGUGGUGGAGAAAACGGGAGAGGGGGUGAAGUUCGAGGAGCAUCAGCUACCCAUCGAUAUCGCGUACAACAAAUUCGCAGACUGGUUAGUAGACAGAAAGCGAGUCCCGGCCAAUUGGAGGCAGCGUGUCGCGGCCAUUCAGCAGCGAAUCGCGAAGCUGGUUACCACACUGCCACGCCAGCAUGAUCCAUGGCUGCAAUCGCUCUCUGUUGAUGAGGUGGGGUAUGUGGAGGCCAAGCGAGUGAGGGACAUUCUCGCUGCUGCCCGCCCCACCGAGAGAACCCUCUUUGGCGGCCUUGCUGGCCCUGCGGGCGAGUGGGAUGCGGUGGUGCGCACGUACGAGCGAGACUCGGUCUUCCUGGGGGAAGCUGCUCAGAUCCUCGUGCAUAACACCAACUAUGACAUCCCCUUCUGGCAGAAGCACAGGGCGCGGGGGCAGCAGCAACUAGAGGAGAGCAACAGAAAGGAACUCGAUUGUCGCAGGCUGGCUGCUGCUGCUGCCAAGGGCUUCCACCAGGCGUGCGCUGACCUGGGGAUUAAGGGUCAAGACGUGCGCAGGGAGCUCAAGGCCCUUGUCUCACAACUCCCAGGGGUCUUCCAGGAGGUGGUUGGCAUCCUAAGCGGAGAGCAAGUAGGCCAAGCAGUGGAGUACUAUGGAGCUGUCGUGGACUUUGCACACGGGGGGGAAGGGGGGAAAGGAGGCGCUGACGGGGAGGGAGGCUCCCCUCUUCUCCCAACGCUUUCGGAGCUUCGGGCGAAUCCUGAGCGGCAGGACCGGGCCGAACCUCCAGCAGAGGACCGGGAGCUUGAUUUUGCUGCUGCUGGUGAUGGUGAUGGCACUGGUGGUGGUGACAGUGCAGGGGGGAUUGUGUGGGAUUUCGAUGUGAGCACAGGGGAGGGGACUGAAGGUGGGGAAGGAGGAGGUGGGGGAGGAGGAGGUGGGGGAGGAGGAGGUGGGGGAGGAGGAGGUGGGGGAGGAGGGGGCGAGAGUGCAGGCAUAGUGUGGGAUCUAGAUGAUUUGGCCACGACUCUUGAAUCAGAGACAGCUGCCGCUGCUACAGAUAACACCGGUACUGCCGAUGCUGCCUCCACAGCAGAAACAGCCGGCGAUGCAGCUGCUACUUUUGAAUCUGUUUUUAAUGUGGAUGGUGCUGAUGGUGCUGAUGGGGCUGAUGGUGCGGAUGGUGCUACUGCUACUGCUGAUGGUGCAGCAGCAGGGAUUGAUUGGGCAGCACUGGGAGGUGGGGAGGACGCAUCCGGGGGAGGUAUUGACUGGGGCAUCGAGAUUUCCACCGAGGCGGGUGGUGCUGAUGGUGAGGAGGGGGGAGGAGGGGGAGGGAUAGACUGGGAUAUUGACACUGGAGCCGCAGGGACCAAUGAGGAGGCGCCAUGUGGCGGUGCUUCUGCCAGUGGUGGGGGUGGGGGAGGGAGGAGUGGCCGGGAGGGGGAGACAGAGAAGCAGAAGGUGCAGCGGUGGCUGCUGGCGGACUCGUCGUAUCGGAACAAGCUGUUGGAUGACCUGUUUGAGUUGCACAUAUUCCUUGUGACGCGGGUUGCUGAGAUGCACAGACACCAGGGAUCUGUGCUGCAGGCUCAGCUGCUGGCCACAGCCCCAGCCAUCAUUCAGAAUCACGGCACCAACUCGCUCCUCUCCCUCGACUCUUAUGUUUGCACGGCCAUCGGUCGACUCACCAGUCGCAGAACCCGAGACCUCCUCCUCAUCCUCUUGUCCCCGCGUUUUUUGGAUCGGAUGGAGCAGUCAUUGCUGCAGAAGAAGACAAACGAGGCGAGGCUGCUUGAUAGCAUAGGCGAGCUGGAGAGGCGGCGGAGAGAGAUCCGGGCGGCGCUGGCUGAUGCUCGGCCCAAACUGGAAGCAGUGGUGCAGCGAACGUGCGCCUACAAGGCAUCAGCAGAGGCGGCUCUCUCCGCCAUGUAUUCCAACCGCCCUGUGCACAUCAUUGGAGAGAUCAACAAUGUGCUGCAGGCUAGUGCGACUGCUGGUGGUGGGUGAUGGUUUGGGGGCGACUCGAAGCAGAGGCAGCUCUCUCAGCUAUGUUUUCCAACCCAACCGUCCCGUACACGAGAGAUAAACAAUGUACUGCAGGCUAGUGCACCCGAUGGUUUGGGGGCAACUUGAAGCAGAGGCGGCUCUCGCCGCCAUGUAUUCCUACCGCAAAGGCAGAGGCGACUCUCCAUUGCACUUCUUUCUGGAGAUCGACAUGUGCUGCAGGCUAGUCUCGAGCAAGCACAGCCGUUAACCACUGUGCUAAAAGGGCUUGUUUCUCUUAGCGGGUCAGCGCGCCCAGAACCCCCCAGGCAUAGAGGCCUGUGGCCUUUCCAAGGAUCUUCUAGGGCGACCCCUGUGGGUCUCUCGACAGCUAGCUAGUCUCCCUACUCAGUUGGGUGGAAACCUGUAGUCUUCUCCACAUUUGCUGCAGAAGUCUCCAUGUAUUAUCAUGUGCCAAGCGCCCCGUGGGCAUUACUGGAGAGAUCAACACUCUGCUGCAUGCUAGGGCUCCUACUGGUGGGUGGUGUCAUCGUAUGACAAAGCCUGCAAUAUUACAUAAGUGUUGAAGUAUGUCAUGCCAACCAAUUCAAGUUGCACAU
Messenger RNA from Closterium sp. NIES-67, 3162 nucleotides. The record is from the annotation of a GenBank genome assembly. Lineage: Eukaryota; Viridiplantae; Streptophyta; Zygnematophyceae; Desmidiales; Closteriaceae.